This is a messenger RNA of Micropterus salmoides (largemouth bass), 4818 nucleotides long. It is a transcript of the gene nlgn4xa, whose product is annotated as neuroligin 4 X-linked a. Gene Ontology annotation, molecular function: neurexin family protein binding; signaling receptor activity. Gene Ontology annotation, biological process: modulation of chemical synaptic transmission; postsynaptic membrane assembly; presynaptic membrane assembly. The record is from RefSeq and is a predicted model, not a curated record. Gene Ontology annotation, cellular component: postsynaptic specialization membrane; synapse; cell surface. NCBI's taxonomy places the organism in Eukaryota, Metazoa, Chordata, Actinopteri, Centrarchiformes, Centrarchidae. The coding region runs from base 627 to 3101 and encodes 824 amino acids. The transcript has 6 exons.
GAGAGAGAGACCUGGUUUCUCCAUCACUAAUCUCAGUCCUGGCAAUGCACUCACUCUAUGAGAGCAAUUAGAUUCAGAAACGUUUCCAGUGCCUCUGCAAUGAGUCAUUGAAACAUCUUCUGUGGUGAUAAAGCCGCAUCUCUUUUCUCCCCUUCCACACACACACACACACACUCACACACUAACACAGGAGGUGUAGUUGGGCUGUCGUCAGUGCAUCGGGACUGCGCUUCUUACUUUGGAUUUGCAGAGCAGGAGGCUGGACGUGGACUUUAUUGUGUUUUUCUGUGUAUUAGCUGAAGUCGGGACUUACAUAAAGGAGUCAGACGGUGGAGAUACAGGCGGAGGAUAUCUCAUCAAGCUGGAGCCCAGGUGACCCAAUAGCAUCCUAAACUCCUCUCCUGUUCUGGAAGGGGGAGUCAUACAGCAACUGCAAAUGCAGGCUCUCGGAAUGGGGAGCUCUGAGAAAGCUGCUUUAUUCGGUUGGGGUUCCUUUGCUCAACUCACAGCCUGAGGAGGAACAGGAAGCAUCUUGGUGGAGGGGAGGGGUGGGGGGUGGGGUGCCAAAGACCCAAGGGUGGAUCAUAACCAUAACCAGCCAGGCUCAGGCUCAGCACAGAAGGAGCAUGUCAGUGCUCGGAGGCCCUUCCUGGAUUUGUCACUCCACGGCCAAGACCAACCUUUUGCUGUGGAUGGGGCUGGCGUCCAUCUAUGUGGCCGCCAUUCAGGCCCAGCAGCAUCCUGUGGUCACAACCAAUUAUGGAAAAUUGCGGGGAAUGAAGGUUACCUUACCCAAUGAGAUCCUGGGACCAGUGGAGCAGUAUUUGGGGAUACCGUAUGCGCUGGCCCCGACUGGGGAACGAAGGUUCCAGCCACCAGAGCCACCCAUGUCCUGGCCGAGCAUCAGGAAUGCUACUCAGUUUGCUCCGGUUUGUCCUCAGUUCUUAGAGGACCGCUUUUUGCUCAAUGAUAUGCUCCCUGUGUGGUUCACCGCCAACUUGGAUACAGUGGUAACCUAUGUGCAGGAGCAGAGCGAGGACUGCCUUUAUCUGAACAUCUACGUCCCCACAGAAGACGACAUCCAUGAUGAGAACGGGUUAAAGCCAGUCAUGGUUUACAUCCAUGGAGGCUCCUACAUGGAGGGAACCGGCAACAUGAUUGAUGGCAGCAUCCUGGCCAGCUAUGGAAACGUCAUUGUCAUCACAAUCAACUACCGGCUUGGAGUUCUGGGGUUUCUAAGCACAGGAGACCAGGCAGCCAAGGGCAACUACGGCCUGUUGGAUCAAAUCCAGGCUCUCAGGUGGAUAAAAGAAAAUAUCCAGGCCUUUAAAGGAGACCCGAAGAGAGUGACCAUUUUUGGCUCUGGUGCCGGAGCAUCGUGCGUCAGCCUGCUCACCCUUUCACAUUACUCAGAAGAUCUGUUCCAGAAAGCUAUCAUCCAGAGUGGCACAGCACUAUCCAGCUGGGCGGUCAACUACCAACCUGCCAAGUACACGCGAGCCCUGGCUGAAAAGGUGGGCUGCAACAUGCUGGACACCAUUGACCUGGUAGAGUGCCUGCAGAACAAGAAUUACAAGGAGCUGAUUGAGCAGUACAUCACACCUGCAAAGUACCACAUAGCCUUCGGGCCUGUGAUUGAUGGGGAUGUCAUCCCGGAUGACCCCCAGAUCCUCAUGGAGCAAGGAGAGUUCCUUAACUACGAUAUCAUGCUGGGCGUCAAUCAGGGUGAGGGGUUUAAAUUCGUAGAUGGCAUCGUUGACAGUGAGGACGGGGUAUCUGCCAAUGAUUUUGAUUUUGCUGUGUCAGACUUUGUGGAUCAUCUCUAUGGCUACCCAGAGGGCAAGGACACUCUGCGUGAGACCAUCAAAUUCAUGUACACAGAUUGGGCAGACAAGGAGAACCCAGAGACCCGGCGCAAGACCCUGGUGGCUCUGUUCACUGACCACCAGUGGGUGGCGCCAGCUGUGGCUACAGCUGACCUCCAUGCCCAGUAUGGCUCGCCCACCUAUUUCUACGCUUUCUACCAUCACUGUCAGAGCGACAUGAAGCCCAGUUGGGCCGACUCAGCCCACGGUGAUGAAGUACCGUACGUGUUUGGAAUCCCCAUGAUUGGCCCCACAGAUCUCUUCAACUGCAACUUCUCCAAGAAUGAUGUGAUGCUGAGUGCCGUCGUCAUGACUUACUGGACAAACUUUGCUAAAACAGGAGAUCCAAACCAACCAGUUCCACAAGAUACAAAGUUCAUCCACACAAAACCCAACCGGUUUGAAGAAGUAGCCUGGACCAAGUACAACCCCAAAGACCAACUCUAUCUUCACAUUGGUCUCAAACCUCGAGUCAGAGACCACUACCGUGCUACCAAGGUCGCUUUCUGGUUAGAACUAGUUCCGCAUCUACACAACAUUAAUGAAUUUUUUCAAUACGUAUCCACAACCACCAAGAUACCUCCGCAGGACACCACCCCCUACCCCUAUACCAAACGGUUCCCUGGCAAAAACAACUGGCCUUCCACCACCCGCCAUCCAGGUGUCCCACCUGCCAACACCAAACAGACCACUGACCAGCGCAAGAGUGGCGACCUGACUGAUGAGUCUACUGUGGUAAUCGAGACCAAGAGGGACUACUCCACUGAGCUCAGUGUCACCAUUGCAGUUGGAGCCUCCCUGCUCUUUCUGAACAUCCUCGCCUUUGCUGCACUCUACUACAAGAAAGACAAGCGAAGGCACGAGUCCAACCACCGCAUCUCCACCCCUCAGCGCAACUCUGCUCCAACCAACACGCCCUCCACCACUAAUAAUGUGGCCCACCUGCAGAGCGAGGAACUGAUGUCUCUGCAGAUGAAGCAGCAGCAGCUGGAGCACGAGCAUCACCACGAGUGUGAGUCCCUGCAGACCCAUGACACACUGCGUCUGACCUGCCCACCAGACUACACCCUCACCCUGCGCCGAUCACCUGAUGACAUACCCCUGAUGACGCCCAGCACCAUCACUAUGAUCCCCAACUCACUGGCUGGCAUGCAGCCUCUGCACAACUUCAAUACUUUCGGUGGCAGCCAGAACAGUACCAACUUACCCCACGGCCACUCCACCACGAGAGUAUAGCUCCACUGAGACUGGAAGGCACCAGAUUUCUUAUGGAUCAGCAACUAACCUUGCAAGGCAUAUGAUAAGAUAAAAGUGUGUGAAGCACAGACUCACAAGAUGUUAUUUUGCUACCAUGCCUUCUUAUAAAGUAUAUACAGUAUAUAUUGAUCACAAAGUCAUGAAAAUAUUAAAAGUGAAUGUUACUAUAGUAAUAACUCUGUUUGGAGCUAAGCUUCAUGAAAGAGUUUCAAGAAAUUUUACCAAAAGACAUGGUGACAAGGGGAUGACUGUUAAUAUUCUUACAACACAAAAUGAAGAGUUUGAGUGGGACACACAAGUGUUUUGUGCUAUACAUACACUAUAGGAAGACAGUGGUGGAAGGGGUUGUUGAAAAGCAGCAAUCGAACAUUUGGAACAUCAUCUGUUAAUGAUCCAUGCAUCAGACACCUGACCUGACUGGCACAGAAUUCUACACCCCAGCCUGAAAUGUAUUUAUGGAAACUUUGUAAAAAAAAAAAAAAAUUAAAAAGAAAGAAAGAAAGAAAAAAGGUAUAUAGUUGUGCGUGGAAAUUUUAAAUUUCAUAAAGAAAAAAAUACAUUAAAAGAGCUCCUAUUAUUAUUCUUUUGGCUGAGAUACUUUUGGUUUUUCUAGCUUGUGCUUUCUGUUUAGGUGCGUGUAAAUAUAACUGAACAUUAUUCAUUGUUUUUCUGAUUACAACCUGUGUUUCAUUGUUUUUUUCACAGAACAACCAAAAUGCAAACACAAUCCCAUCUUUGGAGAGUUACACACACUGCGUUUGCAGGUCAUCACAUACGCUACCGUCUUGUGUGUUGCUUUGUUUCCUCUCUUUAGACAGUGCUUGUCCAGAAGAGCUUUACUCUACAUUUUCAGACAUAUCUCCUGUCUGAGAAUGAGGAGUGACUUGAUCCGAUCACCUACUGUCACCUAAUGUAACGCUUCUGAUCAUUUUCUUUGUGGGCUUUUUCUGUCUUGCAAUCUCAGCACUGCCUGCUUACAAUGUGACCAGCAAUGUAUUAUUUAGAAAUAAAAAAGGCAGUGAAUAUUUUGUAUCAAUAUUAGUUGGAUAUGUUUGUAAAGAAAUAUAUGUUAGAUAUUUCAGAUUGUCAUAUGCUAGCAAUAUGUAAAGUACUGUCCCAGGCUUGUGAUAUUAUGGGCUACAUAAGCAAGUGAAUGAGUUUAAAUAUUAAUAGUACUAAUUAUUAUAAAAUUACAAAAAAAGUAACCAUUAACUCUCUUUCCGUUUUGCAUCCUAAAAAAUGGAACAUCCAGAAGAGUUUAAGCUACAUUUGUAAAUUCUAUAAAAAUAUAUUCUUGCCAUUUGGUCCCUAAACCAGUUAAGAUAACAAGGGUUUUAAUAGAGCAUAAAAAUCCCUAGUUUGUCUUAUAUUAGUUUGCAGUUUUGCCUUAAGUGAUAAUAGAGAUAUUUCUGGCUGGACACCUGUAUAAACUUUUUCUGCAACAUUUUUAAUAAAACAUCACAGUAUUUUCUAAAAAAAAAAAAAAGAAAAGAAAAAAGAAACUAGAAGGUUUGAUUGGAUUUAACUGGAUUUUUGUGUUUUCAAAUGUGAUUGGAUGUUUGUGUAUGUAAGUCUGAUUUAGUUUGCUGUAAAUUCUCAACUGCAGUGAGAAUCACCACUCUGACGUUCUUUCGAUCGCUGUUCAGUUACUGUCAAUGAAACAACACUUCCUGCACGGAUUUUAAUGUGAAUCCAC